AUGUAUUUAUUUCUAAAAUUGAAAAUAACUAGAUAUAUCUACUGGAAGACCUUUAAAUUUAACUNUAAGUUAACAGCAUUUGAUUUAGAAAACAGUGAACUUGCCUUAUUUCUUGAAAGUUUCAAUGAGUUUAUUCCUUCUAGCCCUUAAAAAUUGAAUGGAUAGAAAUAACAUUUGAAAGAGAAUCCUGAAGCAAUUUUAAAAGAAUUUAUAACUACAAGCACUGAUGACUCACCUUUAAAUUUACUUAUAAGUAUAAUUAAUUACUUAAUUACAAGGUUAAAUUUAAUAAAAUUAGACAAAUGGAAAUAUUAAUGAUGCAGUAUCAAAAAGUAGAGAAUUAAUUAAUGAUAUAUAAAAGUCAUUAUAAUAAACAAUAAAAUCUAAGAAGGAUUUGAUUGAAAAUGUUAAAUAAAGUUUAACAUAAGACAAUGAAUAAUGGAAAUUAGAUGUUAUUAAAAUUUAUUAUUUAAAAAUUAGAUUGCUUCUAUUGAACCAAUAGCUAAGAUUACAAAAGAGAAAUUAGGUUAGUUAUAAAAAUAAAAAGAUGAAUUGUAAGUAAUGUUGAAACAUUAAUAAAUUGAAUUUAAUGAGUUGUAAGAGAACAUUGAUAAUUUUUAUGUAAAUAUUAUAUAAUUUAUAAAAAUAGACAUCAUAUUCAUCAAAGAGAUUAUAAGAUAUGAAUAAUUUAAAUAUAAUAAGAAUGAUUAAGUAGUUUUAUUCUGAGCAUUUAGAUGUUUUAGAAGAUUUUAUGAAAUCUAAAAUGUAAUGA
Molecule: messenger RNA, 772 nt
Organism: Paramecium primaurelia
Lineage: Eukaryota; Ciliophora; Oligohymenophorea; Peniculida; Parameciidae
Source: the annotation of a GenBank genome assembly